Glossina fuscipes is the source of this 1181-nucleotide messenger RNA. RefSeq lists its product as uncharacterized. The coding region runs from base 374 to 865 and encodes 163 amino acids. The record is from RefSeq and is a predicted model, not a curated record. NCBI's taxonomy places the organism in Eukaryota, Metazoa, Arthropoda, Insecta, Diptera, Glossinidae. Gene Ontology annotation, biological process: positive regulation of voltage-gated potassium channel activity; sleep; regulation of synaptic transmission, cholinergic. The transcript is spliced from 4 exons.
GUUAACAGUGUGCUGGCAGACGUCCUUGCUGGAUUUUCUGAGUUCUUUUUUUAGCGUUCUCCAAAUAAAGGAAUACAAUUGAAAGACCAGUCUGUAGUGUGUGUUGUCAUCUAUAUAAAAAAGAUUAACAAAAAAAGAAAAAUAAAUAAAUAAACUUUUUCAGUCACAUUGUUUAGGGCGUCAUUGUGAUUUAACAUACGUUACGUUACGUGUUUAUAAUAAGGAGAAAAAGUCUCAGUCUUUAAUGUGAAAUUGUGUUCAAUUUAUUUUCAAAUUGCUAAAAAAAAAAAGAAAAAAAAGACGAAAAGGAUUUAUUACGUAACGAAAAACUUUUACUUAAACACUUGAAUUUUGUUAUAAAAAACAGUCGAAAAUGUCACCUUUAAUGGAGCGAACACUACUAGUGGCGGUCGUUUUGGGUUGCCUACAAGUUACCACAGCUUUAAUGUGCUACGAUUGUAACAGUGAAUACGAUCGCCGUUGUGGAGACCCAUUCGAUCCUUAUUCAAUAGGUGUAGUUAAUUGCAGCAAACAAGAGCCCUUGGAACAUUUGAAGGAUAAAUAUAAACCUAUUUUAUGCCGCAAAACUACACAAAAAGUAUACGGUAAGGUACGCAUUGUACGCGGUUGCGGUUAUAUACCAGAUGAACGUACAGACGAUGGUGAGUGUCUUAAACGAUCGGGUACACAUGACGUACAGGCUAUUUAUUGCGCUUGUACAAAUGAUUUAUGCAAUCAUGCUGCAUCAACACAGUUAAAUAACAAUGAAAAUUAUUCAAAAUUAAUUUUCGCGUAUACAUUAGCUGCCCUAACUGUAAUUUUUUCAUGUAACACAAUUAAUAUGAAUUUCAUGCAAACUUCAUAAAUUUUUAUGGAAAACAAAAUAAAUAACGACGAGUAUAUAGUAGAUUGCAGAAGCAAAUGGACGUGGUAUCAAGAGAAUUAAACAAGUGGUUUAGAGAAAAAAUAAUAGAAAAAAAAUGGCUAGAAAAACCAAAUCUUACGCUUGAAGAAAAGAAAAAAUAAAAUAAUAAGGAAAAUAAAAUAUAUAAAAAAAAAAAUCCAAAACAAUAUGUUUUUAAAAUUGUGAGCAAGAAAAGAGAUAUUUUUUGUGUGCAUUCUGUUGUGUUAAUAGAGUUUUAAAUAUGAAAGUUUUCACAAAAAAGGAGAAAUAAAAUAUU